AUGGAGAGUUUUAAAGAGGCAUUGACAUUCUAUGCUGAAGCCUAUCGUUUGAUGCCUGGUUCGCCAGUUUGCGCUUAUUAUUAUUCAGUGGCAUUGUGUAGGCAAGAAGAAUGGGAAAAAGCCUUAGAUGUGUAUUCAUUUAUCGAUCAUAUUGAUUUCACAAAAGAUAUGUGGCUUAAUUAUGGUUUAAUUAAUUUACGUUUGGGUCGAAUAAACGACUGUUUACCUGCAUUACAACGUGUUGUUUUAGCUAAAAAUGACGCACUAUAUUGGGAAAUUCUCGGUGAAGCUUACUUAUUUCGUAGAAGUUAUGAAACAGCGGUAAAAGCUUUCAAUCGUGCUUUAGACCUAGAACCGAAUCGACCAUUUACACUAGUUCUAUGUGGAAGAGCUUAUCGUCAUAUGAAUGAUAUUUACUCCUCACUUUGUUGUUUUAAUAAUGCACUAAAGAUGAUUGAAAAUAAUUACAUGAUUGAUCGAUUAUACAGAAAAUUCUAUGUCUUGAUUAUGAAAGAAUUAGUUGAAAUUCAUAUGUUCAAAUGUCAGUCUGGCAUGUAUCAAGGAUUUACUGGUCAAGCGUUGAACGAUUUACAGCAUACUUUAACCUUGUUAAAUAAGUUAUUGAAUUAUUUUGUCGGUUCUAAAGUUGUACCAUUCUGGUUUUUCCGAUAUACAGGUGAUAUUCUUAGCCUAUUGUCUAUGAUUGAUGAUCCUGAACUAUUAAUCGAUGUUCCGACACGUUUAGUUUCUUUAAUGAAUGGUGCUCAGUGUCUAACUGAAUCGAAAGAGCCUACGGAAACGAUUAAAGUCAAUAUCGUCACAUGCCUUCACCUUGGUGGGAUUUAUUUAGCUUGUGCUCUUCGUACAUCUAUCAGUUCAGUUCGAUAUCCAUCACAUUCAUUAGAUCCAAAUGUACUCUCUAGCAAUAAGAAUACUGAAUCGAGUACCAAUACUACUACCACUACUACGGCAACUACUACAACGGAUCCAUUGAAGUUAUUAUUAAUAAGUUCUAUAUUAGUUAGUUUAGGUAUUAAUCAACUUAAUCAAGGUUAUUAUAUACAACGUAAUAAUAUUUCACAGGAAUCAUUAAUGACAACAAAUCAAUUGGAUCAUAUUAAUAAACCAUUCAAUUUCAUUAUAAUACCAAAUGAAUUAUUUUAUUUAUCUGAAUCAACUUUAAAAAAUGCAUUACAAUUAUUAGAGAAUUUAUCGAAUAUCUAUGAUGAAUUAUUAGAAGAAAUAAUAAAAGAGAAAAGUUUACUUGAACCAGGUACAAUAACAACUGAUGAUGAAAUUGACGAACAAGAUAUACGUGAUCGUAUUGCUUUAAUUAAAAAACUUCAAUCACGUGCAUGGGCUGCAUUAGCUGGUGUUUAUUCAACAAGUGAUGAAAACUUGGAUUCAGAAAUCACCUAUUGUCUUUGUCAAGCAUUACUUUAUAAUCCUGAUAAUACCACCGUCAUGGUUAAUUUGGCAAUGCAGCAAAUGAAACAGGGUCAAACUGAACUUGCAGUUAAUUUGGUAGAACAAGCUAAAGCGAUUGAUCCAGAUAAUUUUAGAGUUUGGCUUGUUUCAGCUCAAUUGACUGCUGUCAUGUCUGGUACUCCGUCGAUUGGUCCUGGUUUAUUAGUCAAUACGGAAGUAUUGAGUCAUUUGAUACAUGCUGCGUAUACAGGUUCAAAUUACCAAGUAGCGUCACAGCUUACACUGCAUCUGAUGCCUAUAAUUAUUGAAUAUGCUGGAUGUAAUUUCCUUUGUGAUCCAUCAGCGUCAUCUUGUCCAUCAAAAAGUAUGUCAGAAUUAAUUCAAGUUUUCGAUAAACGAGCACAUCUACGCCUAUCUAUCAAUGUGGCUAUAGAAUGCUUAAAUCGGGCUAUCGCUUUCCAGCCUAAUAAUAUACGAUUAUGGCAUAAUCGGGGUAUAUUACUCCAAUUGGUGGGAUAUUCUGUGCCCGCGAAACAUUGUCUUCAAAAAGCUGUUAUGUUAUUGAAUAAACAAAACCCGUUAUCAUAUCGUGAUAAUCCAAAUGAAUUGGCAUUUUUCAGUCUUGUAUUAUCUCAUUAUUUUCUUAUUACAUAUAUUUGUGGAUCACCUGAUUGGAAAACUGCUGAUCAACUUCUUAAUUUAACUAAAAAUCCAAAUUCUACAUUUUGUCAUAGUUUAGCUGAGGCAUGCGCUAAAGGCAUCAUAUUUACAAUGCAUCCAGAUAAUCCACCACAAGAAAAUUUAUCACUAAUAUGUUUAACUGAAGAAAUUCAACGUCUUGUUAAUCAAGGAUCAUUAGUUACUAAAUCUGCAUUACAAUUUCAACCAAAUGCUGGUUUCUUAUUAUUAUUAGUUAUAAAAUUAAUCAAUUGUCCAUAUUUUGGUCCAAUACAAGAAAUUCAAAAAUUACACACUUAUUUAACCGGGAUUAUGAAACAGACCCAAUCAUCCAUAUCAUCAUCAUUAUUAUCGUCUUCUCCUUGUUCAUCAACUGAUCAAUAUUAUAAUAUUUCAUUACCAUUAGCUUAUAAUUUAAGUCAAAUUGGUGUACGUUUAGGUCAAGAUGUUGAUUGGUUAAUGAAUUCACCAUUAUGUAAAUUAAUUUAUGAAAUUUCAUCAAAAAAACAAAUGGAAUAUGAAAAUUUAUCAAAUUUACCAGAUUUAUUUACUAAUCGUAUUAGUGAUAAUUAUUUACCAUUAGGUGGACAAUUAACUGAAAAUGAAUUAAAUAAUUGGAUUAUGAAUAAUACAUAUUUAUCAUUAUGUUCUUCGAGAAAAUCUUCUGGUCUAGCAUAUAUAUCACGUUAUUUAAUUCAACGUCCAAAUGAAUCAAUUCGAUGGAUAUUUUUAUUUGCUUGGUUAUUAACUAAAAAUCCAAUUAGUCGAAUUACAAAUUUAUCUACAAUUGAAUUAAAACAAAAUACACCAAGUAUAAAUACUUCAAUGGAGACUAAAUUAACAAUCUAUACAAAUUUAAUUAAUAAAUGUUUAUUAUGUAUCAAUCAAUUGCGUAAUGAAUGUCCUAUGAAUUCAAUAUUCGCUAGAGCUUUAGUCAAUUUUAGUUUAUGGUGGUUAAUUGUGAAUAAAGAUUAUCAAUUAUCUAUACAACAUGAUGAUUUAUAUAUGAAUUUAUUGUUAAAUUUACGACGUGCUGCUAUUCUCUUCCCAGAUACACCGAAUAUAUUGUCAACAUUAAAAUUAAUAUCAGAAAAAAUUUAA
Molecule: messenger RNA, 3207 nt
Organism: Schistosoma mattheei
Lineage: Eukaryota; Metazoa; Platyhelminthes; Trematoda; Strigeidida; Schistosomatidae
Source: the annotation of a GenBank genome assembly